Messenger RNA from Spinacia oleracea (spinach), 1425 nucleotides. RefSeq names its product probable long-chain-alcohol O-fatty-acyltransferase 5. The transcript has a single exon. Gene Ontology annotation, biological process: lipid metabolic process. The record is from RefSeq and is a predicted model, not a curated record. Lineage: Eukaryota; Viridiplantae; Streptophyta; Magnoliopsida; Caryophyllales; Amaranthaceae. Bases 297 to 1325 code for a protein of 342 amino acids.
CUUGCUGCAUGCAUAAGUUCACCAUAUCCCCAAAUCCCCCAUGAAUCUAUAUAUGGAGUAUUAAUUAAUGACUAUCAUAUUAUUAUGAUAAAGGGAUUAGUUUAAAGUUUAUUUUUAAUUGCAGAUGGCCAGCUUGUACCAACAAUAAUUUAAAGUAUAUUAGUGUAUGAUUAAUAUAUACUUCGUAUUUUUUUUUUUGGGGGAAGAUCAUAUCACAAAUCACAAAUCACAAAAGCUACAGUAACAAUUCAAAUAAAAUUUCUUCAAAAAAUAAAAAAUAAAAAAUAAAAAAUAAAAUGGAAGAGGAAGCCAAGAAUUUGUUCAAGGCAUGUGUAACAAUCCUUGCAUCUCUAUGUUACUCGUAUUUCAUAGCCUCUAAAUUCCCAAAAGGCAUACUUAGAUUAAUCUCACUCUUCCCCAUUUUCUCUCUCUUCACCCUCCUCCCUCUUUCUCUCUCUAGACCACUUACGAACUUCCUCUUAGGAGGUUUUAUCACCUGGCUCGCCAACUUCAAACUCAUACUCUACGCCUUCAAUCAUGGCCCUUUAUCAGAUGAUCAUCAUCAAUCCCUCCUUAAGUUCAUCUUUCUUGCUGCCUUUCCCAUCAAGAUCAAGAAAGUCAACUCAUCAAAAGCUCAAAAAGGUAAUUCAGUAAAUUCAGAGAAGAAGGCGGUAUUGCCCUUGAAUUUUUGGUCAAAAGGGGUUAUUUUCGUAAUUUUAGAAGUGGUGUACCAUCAGAAGAAGAAUAUGGUGGUUUUUUGCUGCUUGAUGUAUUUGGCCAUUGAUAUUGCAUUUGGGGUGUGUGAUCUUCUGGUGGUGUAUACUCUUGGGUUGGAGCUAGAACCACCGUCCGAUGAACCUUACUUGUCAACAUCACUGCAAGAUUUUUGGGGAAGGAGGUGGAACCGCAUGGUAUCAGAUGCACUGCGCCACACAGUAUACGAACCCGUGAGGUCAACGGUUGUCAAACUCGUUGACCAUAUGUGGGCCCAACUGACAGGUGUCAUGGCUACAUUUGUCGUCUCAGGGUUGAUGCAUGAGCUGGUUUAUUACUACGCUACACGUGCUUCUCCUACGUGGGAGGUCACGUGGUUCUUUGUGUUGCAUGGAGUAUGUGUGGGUUUGGAGAUGGCUGUGAAGAGAGGGUUGGGCCAGAAGUGGAGUUUGCAUUGGGCUAUUUCUGGCCCAUUAACGGUUGGGUUUGUGAUGGGAACGGGUUUUUGGUUGUUCUUCCCACAAUUGAUGAGGAACCAUGUGGAUGUUAAAGCAACUCAAGAUAUUAUGGAUUUUGGCAAGUAUUUGAAAGAGGUGAUGAUAAGAGGAUAAGUUAGGUUUUAUUAUAAGUUAGUUUCAUCCAUCUUCAUGUUCAUAUUCACGUUCAAUCCUAUUUAGCAAAUGAGACAUCUAAUCAUUUAUUUUCGUAAAA